AUGACCGGGGACGGGACAGAGAAGGAGGAAGAAUCUGCAGGGCCAACGGCUGACUCCCCUACUAAGCCUCUCCUCCACUCUACUCUUGCAGCCCAGAAUCUGCUUGUGUCCCUGGUCCUGGUCCAGCUGGCCCGGCCCGACCCCAAUCCCAGUGCUGCUACCAUCUCUCAGACCUACAACCUGGCCCGGCUGCUGCAGGCCAACACCACGAAGCUGCUCAACACCUACCUGAGCACCCAGGGCUCCCCGUUCAGUGACCCCGGUUUCAGCGCCCUGGGGCUGCGGUGGGCGGGGGUGCCGGUGGCCACCUUCCCGUUCCUGGCCUGGCGCACCAUGGGCGACUCGGAGCGGCUGGCGCGGAACUACGGGGCCUAUGCCACCUUUGACGCCUUCCUCCAGCUGGUGUGGGAUGACCAAGACGAAUUGUGCCCCAACUGCUCUGAGCUGCUGGCCAUGCUGGGCACUGCCCGGGCCCGGACUCGAGGUCUCCUGGCCAACCUGACCUCCAUUAUGGCUGCCAUGGGCAUCCCGACGCCCCCGGCCACAGACCCCUUGACCUCAGAGGCAGCUGGGGUGGGGGCAUUUGAGAAGAAGUGCCGGGGCUACGUGGUAUGCCGGGAGUACCAUGGCUGGGUUGACCGGACUGUGCGUGACUUCACCCUGCUCAAGGCCAAGUACCCAGCCUAG
Messenger RNA from Terrapene triunguis (Three-toed box turtle), 687 nucleotides. RefSeq names its product cardiotrophin-2-like. The transcript has 3 exons. Lineage: Eukaryota; Metazoa; Chordata; Testudines; Emydidae. Bases 1 to 687 code for a protein of 228 amino acids. The record is from RefSeq and is a predicted model, not a curated record.